AUGCCAACCGCGUCCUGGUGGGCGUGCUAUGCUGCGUGGGCAGCAGCGUCUGUCGGAGUGGCCGUGCGGAUCAACCGAACAGUCGACGAGCCCUACAUGGACGAGAUCUUCCACGUCCCGCAGGCUCAGGCGUACUGUAGAGGAGAGUGGACCUACUGGGACCCGGCUCUGACGACGCCGCCGGGAUUAUACCUCUUUCCGGCUGCCCUGGCGUUUAUCCAGCGAUAUCUUGUACCGGUAAUCGCACUUCUGCCCACGAACCUCGCCACUUUCGACCCUUGCGCCCUCCCAUUCCUCCGCGCCGUCAACCUCUUCCUCUCCCUCUUCCUGCCAUUCAUCUAUUCCUCGCUUCUCAACCUCCUCCACGUCUCGGCUGGCGACAAGCGACCAUCGCGGCGAAGCAACGACUGGGAAGGCCUCGUCAUCGCCAUGUUCCCGUUCGUCCAGUGGUGGAGUUGGCUCUUCUACACCGACAUGGCCAGCGUGGUGUGCGUCUUGCUGUGCUGGCAGGCGGCGUUGCGAAAGAAGGAUCUUCAGUCGGCGGUGCUCGGUGCCAUCUCGCUCCUCUUCCGCCAGACCAACAUCGUCUGGGUCGCUUUCGUCGCUGCGCAAGCUGCGAUCCGCGAGCUCGAAUUGCCGAAAAAGGAGGGGAACUCGUCGGGCGGUAAGGCGGUAGAUCCGCCUCUUUGGGAUGCGCGACCAGUCCACAUCAUCCAGACCCCGCUUGCCAUCCUCCGCGCCGCUCUCACCCAACUUCCGACCCUCGCGCCCGCCAUCGCCGCGUAUCUACCCGUCUUUAUCGUCUUCCUCGCCUUUGUCCGAUGGAACGGCGGCAUCGUUCUAGGCGACAAGCAGAACCACGUCGCGACCAUCCACGUUGCACAGCUGUACUAUCUCAUCGCCUUCGCCGGCGUCCUCUUUGCGCCUCUGUUGGCCACGCCUUGGCGAGUACGAGUCGCCUGCUAUGGGUUGAUCGGCAGUCCCAAACGAGCGUUCUUGUCGAUCCUUGCGCAGGCUGGGAUCUGCUACACAAUCAAGCACUACACCAUCGCACACCCUUUCCUCCUCGCUGACAACCGGCACUUCUGCUUUUACUUGUGGCGAAGAACGAUCAACUUGAAGUGGUGGACGCGAUAUGCGCUGUCGCCCGGGUAUCUUCUUGCGGGACGGCUCGUCUACGAUCAACUCGCACGGGCCCGCCUUAUGACCCUCUCGACCCUCCAACUCCUCACGGGCGCCACCUCCGCCGUCCUUAUCCCCUCUCCCCUCCUCGAACCACGCUACUUCCUCCUCCCCCUCCUCAUUCUCCGUCUCUACUUCUCGCCCCCCUCCACCUCCUCAGCACCGAAUCGACGGCGCCAACUCGCGCUCGAAGCGGCAUUCUACCUAGCCAUUCAAGCGGCUUGCGUGUGGCUCUUCCUUGAGAAGCCGUUCGUUUGGGACAUCCAGGUUGGGGCGGAUGGGAAGGGCCUUGAAGGGAGGGACGAGCGGGAGGUGGGGAGAUUGCAGAGGUUCAUGUGGUAG
Molecule: messenger RNA, 1524 nt
Organism: Rhodotorula toruloides NP11
Lineage: Eukaryota; Fungi; Basidiomycota; Microbotryomycetes; Sporidiobolales; Sporidiobolaceae
Product: alpha-1,2-glucosyltransferase, glycosyltransferase family 59 protein
Exons: 9
Coding region: 1-1524 (507 amino acids)
Biological process (GO): protein N-linked glycosylation; dolichol-linked oligosaccharide biosynthetic process
Cellular component (GO): endoplasmic reticulum
Molecular function (GO): dolichyl pyrophosphate Glc2Man9GlcNAc2 alpha-1,2-glucosyltransferase activity
Source: RefSeq, a predicted model, not a curated record